AAUCUGCAAGUCAAGAGCCAAUCCAGGUUUCCAUGGUACCAGUAUCCCUGUCGAAUGGACGCCACGGCAACGGCGGGGGCGACGAUGGUGACCAUGGCGACAGUGAUGAUGACGAGACACCGGCAACAUCGCCCACGCCGCUCAUCAAGAAUGGUGGACGGAGCACGGCAAAUCAACACAUGGGCCUCUGGAUGGGCGUGGGCGUGGCCGCUGCACUAGUCUUAGUCACCGCGGUUGCCGCCUUGAUUUAUUUCCGACGGGUCGAAACCGGAAAGUGUGUUGUGCAAGCAGAUGGUAGGUUUUUGAGGCAUGUCACUGUCGUUGGUCUUCCAUCAGUGGAGUCUGUCCUUGACAACACCCAAACCAGCGAGGCUGAGCCGCAGCUGGAUGACGACGAUAAAAGUCUCGUGUGCGAAGAGCAAUACGCAUGCUGUGAGGAAACGUUGACGGCAGCCGAGGCCAGUUCGACAAUGGCCAGCAGUUCGAGCAGCAAGCGGCAACAGUUCCGCGGAGCGUUCACACUGAACUUGCGGCCUAACAUCACGGUGGAUGAAUCGCUCGAUCUGUACGCCAUGCCGGACAGAGAUGCUACGCAGCACGCCAGCAGCAGCAGUAACAGGAGAAAUGUUUCGCAGUCGUCUGCAUGGUCGCAGGACAGCAGUCGGAAGAGGCUGCGUGCCAGCGUCACCGAUACAGUAGCCACAACCGCAUCCUUGGCCACGUUUACAACGGACGCAUACAAUGGAGCAGAGAAUAUCUACGAGGAGGACGUAGCCGCUGCUGUGUUUGAUGAGGGAAAUGAGUUCUAUCUGGGUGAUUCCCCGGCGCCUUCCCUGACUGGAAAAUUCGCGGGCCUAUCUGUUUGUAUGGUAGCCGCUGAUGAUGCUGCUGCUGCAACUGAUGCUAGCGACAAACCGUUGGAUUUUGGGCCUCUCCAUGUCGCUCCAGGCAGCACACACACCACUGAUAUCCACCGCAAGGGUACCGGCAUUGGUAAGCAAGAAAACAUGUACGUUGUUGAUGACACGCCUGCACUGACAGAUGGGGUUGUGUACGGCAUGCCCAUAGACGAGGUUGUGUACGGCACGGCUCUUGAAGACAGCGCCGGCAGUGGCCUAGCCGCGGACAGAGUGACGACUGCGGGGAAUCUGUAUGAUGACACACCUGCACUCACAGAUGAGGUUGUGUAUGGCACGGCUCUUGAAGACAGCAUCGGCAGUGCCAUAGCUGCGGACAAGGUAACGACUGCAGGGAAUCUGUAUGUUGUAGAUGACAUGCCUGCACUCACAGAUGGGGUUGUGGACGGCACACCUCAAGGCGAGGUUGUGUAUGGCACGGCUCUUGAAGACAGCAUCGGCAGUGCGGUAGCUGAGGACAAGGUAACGACUGAAGGGAAUCUGUAUGUUGUAGAUGACACACCUGCACACACAGAUGAGGUUGUGUAUGGCACGCCUCAAGACGAGGUUGUGUAUGGCACGGCUCUUGAAGACAGCGUCGGCAGUGCCAUAGCUGCGGACAGAGUAACGACUGCAGGGAAUCUGUAUGUUGUAGAUGACUCACCUGCACUCAAAAAUAAGGUUGUGUACGGCAUGCCUCAAGACGAGGUUGUGUAUGGCACGGCUCUUGAAGACAGCAUCGGCAGUGCGGUAGCUGCGGACAGGGUAACGACUGCGGAUGCUCUCACUGCUCCGUCCAUCAACAAUGCCGGUGACGUGUUAGCAAGAAAGAGAACGAUCCCCAUAGGGUCGUUGUCACGUGCCAAACCCGUCAGUGCAAGUUCAUCAAACGGCGAUGUGGGCACCAAAGGGAACAUUUACGCGAUAGACACAUGGCCUGCAGGUGGCAGCAGCAGCACCGGGUCUGCCGUUUCCGUUGCUGCUCUGGACACGCGUACGUGCAAACUCUCUGUCUCGUCUAGCAGCACUGCACCGCUGUUUUCCACUCCGCCUGCCAUUGGUGUAGAUACGUGCUACAGGGAUGUCCUCUUUGAGGCGUCGAGACGAGACACCUUCGCAGAAGCAGCAGCAGCAGCAGCAGCAGGAGGAGCAGGAGGAUCGUGGCCAGAAUGUAUCUAUAGCGACGCAGGUAGCGGCUAUGGCGACAUAGACAGUGCCUAUGGUGAGGUAGGUAGUGCCUACAGCAGCACCAGCAGGCGUCAUUCCGUUGUCACGGAGACGGCAGAGAGAAGCAACGACCAGUACGGGUGCGUUGCUCCGAAGCGCCUGCGCCCCAGCCACCGCAACGAGACCUAAGCAGACUGCAAGCACGUCUUUACACAGCAUUCUUCCUCCCAGUCAAUACUGAAUUUAAUCUUUCCAAGAUCGGUGUAAAUCUUUUUUCCUCUCCUAGGCUAGAUUUGUGCGAUCUUUUCAGCAACUGAUAGGAAUUAGGGAAAGUACGAUCAGGGGCCAAGAACUGGUUACCAAUGCAACUGUGCACAGUAUGUCACAUAUGAAUCUGCAUGGUUUUUAAACAGCACUGUCACCCUGAUCAGGUCAGCAUACCUUUAACCAAUCAAGACAGUCCGAUCUCACUGUCCCUAGCAGUAAAUCCAUCUAUCUCACACACACACA
Sycon ciliatum is the source of this 2573-nucleotide messenger RNA. RefSeq lists its product as uncharacterized. NCBI's taxonomy places the organism in Eukaryota, Metazoa, Porifera, Calcarea, Leucosolenida, Sycettidae. The record is from RefSeq and is a predicted model, not a curated record.